Closterium sp. NIES-67 is the source of this 647-nucleotide messenger RNA. Lineage: Eukaryota; Viridiplantae; Streptophyta; Zygnematophyceae; Desmidiales; Closteriaceae. The record is from the annotation of a GenBank genome assembly.
AGAUGCGGCGAAUGGUGUGCUCGGUGGUGGGAUGGCCGGCUGCACAACCUCCUGCAUGCCUUGGGGUGGCUGCUAAGCCCCAAAAGCCAAUUGCUGAGGAGGAGGAGGAGGAGGAGGAGGAGGAGGAGGAGGAGGAGGAGGAGGAGGAGGAGGAGGAGGAGGAGGAGGAGGAGGAGGAGGAGGAGGAGGAGGAGGAGGAGGAGGAGGAGGAGGAGGAGAAGGAUUGCCGCUACCAUCAUGGCUUCCUUGCUGCCCCCUGGUUUUGUUACCCUGCCCGGGCAAACCUUUUUUCCUGCCCGGGCAUGCGUAUUCCUGCCGUAUUGGACCCCAAAUCCAAGCAUGAAGGAUCAGAAGAGGCAGGGGAUACGAAGGGAGGGGAUCAUGAGGAAGAACAGGGGAAGGAGAAGGAGGGAGAGGAGGGAAAGGAGUAUGAGGGAGAUAGGGGGGAGGAGGAUGAGGAAGAGCAAGAGGAGGAGGAGGAGGAGGAGGAGGAGGAGGAGGAGGAGGAGGAGGAGGAGGAGGAGGAGGAGGAGCAAGAGGGGGAGGGGGAAGGGCACGAGGAGGUGCCAGUGGCGAAGAAGCAGAGGGGCUCUCUAGGAACGCCUACUUCCCCGUCUGUCUAGGUUAACCAUAGAAGACUGCUUAAA